This is a messenger RNA of Exophiala dermatitidis NIH/UT8656, 2925 nucleotides long. RefSeq lists its product as uncharacterized. The record is from RefSeq and is a predicted model, not a curated record. Gene Ontology annotation, cellular component: nucleus. Gene Ontology annotation, molecular function: sequence-specific DNA binding. NCBI's taxonomy places the organism in Eukaryota, Fungi, Ascomycota, Eurotiomycetes, Chaetothyriales, Herpotrichiellaceae. The coding region runs from base 463 to 1662 and encodes 399 amino acids. Gene Ontology annotation, biological process: positive regulation of transcription from RNA polymerase II promoter by glucose. The transcript has 2 exons.
UAUCACUCUCAGCCAAGUCCAGUCAUGCGUUCCCGUCCAACACCCCCAAACUCCAUCGUGAACCAUCCAACCAUCCAACGCGCCUCGCACACACGCACACUACUCACCACACACAUUCGCACACUGUCGCCUUGCAACCCACCCCCGCUCCGUGUUAUCAAGGAAUCGACAUCCUCUUCGUUUCGUCGCUCCUUUCUUUCUUUCUCCUCCCAUCUUCCUCGUCGCCAGGGAAGAUAUCGCUGCUCAGAGACCUCCGUUACGGUUGUCUCUCUUAUCGCCUCCGCCUCACUCCACAACCAACGCACUUGAGCUCCACCGCCUGCGACGUCGCACAUUUGGACUCACUCGACCUCUGCGCAACCUUGCCGAACCAGCCGAAGCCUACCUGACGGUUAUCUCGCUGUCGCAUUCUGCUUUGAAGACGACGUCGUGUGUUCACACGACCUCCAUCGCAGAUUUAUCAUGGCUCCAACCACGGUUUCAGCCCUAGGCAUGGCCCUCAACGGCAAAUCCGCAUCCGUCGACAUUCCAAAGCCUCGUGAGGCCGUCCAUGGCCGGGACAACUUCACUGCUGUAACGGCCGGCUCCUCCAAGAAGCAUUCGGGCAUGUUGCCUACUCCUCCUAAUUCCAUUUCUCCCAACCUUCUACCUCGCGGCCGUCGAGCAAGUAAAGCGGCUGGGCCCCCGUCGCCGAAAAGCGCGCCGCAGGUGGAUUCAGAUAUCGAUUUGCAAGAUGCGUCCGAUAAGCCACAACAUACAGCCCUGAGCGCCGAGGCACUGGACAGCUUGGGUGAUCUGGACAGCGCUGGGGCUAUUACCCCGAGCAUGUUGGCCAAGCAUCACCUCCCUGAUAUCUUGUUAUCCCACGGGCCUUUGGCUAUCCGGCACAUUAUGGGCUACCUGACGACCUCUGUCCCUGGCUUUUCUAGGAUCACUUCGGCAAAAGCCCGUCGCUUGGUCGUCGCCGCCCUCGAGGGCAAAGGCUCUGGUCUGGAAAACAGCGGCCGCGACAGCGAUGUCAUGUUUGAAAAGGUGGGAUGGGGGAGGUGGGAUGCGCGCAUCAAGGGUCAACCACAAAGGGAGCGUCAAACCUCCGUGAUAACACCUCCUGGCAGUUUGCCGUCGUCUUACUCCCAACCUGGGCUUCAACUUCCCGGCCAACGGACCUGGCGCACCGGGUCCGAAAACCUAGGGACCAGCUACACCGGCAACUCCGCUGUCUUCUCCCAUGAGGAAAUGGAUUACGAAGAUCAGGAUAUGCUGGAGCAUGAAGCCGACAAAAUGUCCUUAGACGAUGACGAUGACAAUGGCUACGUGUCAUCUGUCGCGCCGGAACCCCUUGACGAGGAUCUUGGAGACGGCGAAAUCACGGACGAGGAAGACUGGGCGAGCAUAGGUGCCGAAGCACUGCGUGCACGUUCACUCCCAAACACUGCCCACGUCGGUUCUGGCCCUGGUCGCCUGUAUCAGCCCAUCGCAACGUACUCGUACCAGCCAAGAUAUCGAUCCAAAACCCCAGCAGAUGUCGCUCACACAGCGCCGAGUAAACCGAGACAGCCCGAGUUCACCAACCCAUUUUCGCUGCCGGCUGGGGCGGCCAUGAAUGACUCUCAGGAACGAGCUGCUGUCGAAGCCCUGUUGAGCCUGGGCUCUAUGUCUUGAUGCAUGUGCUUCGAAAGCACGAAAUCUCGGCCUAGGGGAUGUUUAAUGGGCCCGGGGUUGAAGUUUCUGGGCGCUGCGGGUACGGCUUUUUUUUAUAUAUAUUUGAUAUUCUACACGAACGCACCUCUCACCGCAAGCUUAGUGACUGGGUAACGCAACCCAGCCGCUAUGCGACCUCUCAACUUUUAUUAUAACGCUUUACUCUUACGAAUGAGUCGACGACCUUGAGCCAGGUGGACUAACUGGCUCGGUAUGGCGGCGUACCGUUUACCACGUUUUGUUUAUUUGGACAUCAACGGUGUUGGUCCCUUUACUACGUCCGAGAGCGAUGUCACAACACGGCAUGCCGCCUUGUUUGCAUCGGAUGUUUCCACGCAGGGAGUGAUGCCUUCUCUAUGUCUUUCCCUUCAGCAUAUUUCGUUUGUAAUGCAUGUUUUGGUACCACGUGCGCCGCGAAGGUGCGCAACAGGACAUUGUCGGAAAUUGGUCAAGAACGACAUUUUCCAGGAAACACACCACAGAUGGACCGUCAGCAAACAACUCGUCCAGCAGAACCUCGGCAUGACCGGUCAUCUUCAUUGAUCGUACUGGCAUCUUAUGAUCUGCAGCUCUGUCAUAUUUAGUUAUCGCACGGAGCGGAAAGUUGCUGGCUAGGACUUUUGUUUCCUGCAUUAUGUGGUUUUCUCGGCCCCUCAAACUUGAAAGCGGCUCUCGGCAGACACUGCCGUUAGCUGCCACUAUUGAUAUUGAUGUUUUCCUUUGUUUUAUGAAUUGGCCAACGAGGGUUGGGCCAUUGAUGGCUGGGAAACGCCAUGGAGGGCGUGGUCUGGCUCUGGUCCACUGGAUAUGAGCCUCAGGAGGCUUGCUAAGAGAUGCAUAGGUGGUCCAGUGAGACACACAGAGCACACUCUUUGGAGAAGGAUGAGGGUUUUGACGGGAAGUCCAGAAUCGGAAUCCUGAAAGCAAAGAAAUUGAAAAGAGAAAAAGAAAACAGACAAAUGCCUCGGACGGACAAGGAGGUGGCCUGAGAUGGCACCGAGGACAGGUAUCUCGGGACGAGGCGCGUCUUGCUUUGACUUUCUUCUUCUUUUCACUUUCACUUUGUGGAUAUACCUCGUGAGGUUACAUGUUACCUACUAGGUAAUAUAUAGCCUUGCUUUUACUGGUAGUGCGCUUGAUUGAUGCUUAACACUGUUGAGUCUCUCAGCUCGCUUCUGGGUAAGAAUCUGGGUUAUUAAACAAACGAGUCUCUUUUCUCUCUUC